AAUCGUCAAAGUCCAGGACCCUUUAUUCCGUCUGUAACGGCUGUAAUUCUAACUUUGAGCAACUUUUCAUGUGUCGUUUAUGUUGUAGGAAUUAAAUGCGAUGCCUGUGAGGCAAAUGCUUUUCGACUCCGCCGGUAUAAAUGCCUCCGUUGCGUUGACUUCGAUCUCUGCGGUCCAUGCUAUGAUCGGCGUGCAGAGGCUCUUUCGCAUCGAAAGAAUCAUCCAAUGCAAUGCCUCAUCCUUGAGUCGGAUCGCAAAAUUUUCUUCCCAAAUUCUAAGUCUAACGAAAUGGCUAGGAGUUAUAUUUGCCCCAUCUGUGGGGCUCCGGGAUUCAAGGCUGUCGAUCUGGGAGCUCAUGUUCACGCCAAACACAGCAAUUCUCGUAUGGGUGUUCUCUGCCCAAUUUGUAUCUACCCUCCUCUUGGUAAUUCUGCGGGUGGCAGAAGUAGCAAUCCCAACAGGAUUCACAACUCAUUCUCCACCCAUCUUAGUGACGUUCACCGCCUCAAAGCACUCACAAGUGGUACACCCACCACCACCACCCCUGACAUUCUGUCUCCCGCCGUUAUUGAGACAUUUUUGACGAGAGAUCCCAAUUACUUUUAUGAACCUGCCGAAACCGAACAACGAGUGUGUAAUCACGGGAGUUUUGGUAGAUCCUUGUUAAGUGCCGAGGAACAAGAAUUGUUCGAUCUUAUUGCAACUUCCUCUAUGGUUCCUGAUGGCCAAGGCUUGCGCUUCCGUACUCCGCAUAAUAGUUCCCCCUCAGUUUCAGGUCAGGUUUCGCACUCUGAGCAGGUUGCUAGCUCAAAGGUGAUUGAGAAACAGGCCGAUAGCAGUCGACCGGAGGCGGGAGAUGAGGCCUCCGAAUCUGGCCCACAAUUGGCUCUACUUAACAGAAAUAUUAACAGUAACAAUAAUGGGGGAGAAGAAAAUAAUGGGAAUGCUGAGUCGCAGGAGCAUGCGGUCUCAUCGGCGACGGUUGUUGGAAGCAUAACAGUUGAGGAGGUCCAGAGCGAUAGCGUUGCUGCGCCUGUCGAACCGGUUUCUUCACUUGUCUCUUACGGUGACACUGCUGCUAUACUAGAUCCUCGAGUCUUUGAAGCUGCGAAAAAGAAGUGCGACCCUGUCUGGCUUUCAUUCGUGCAUGAAUUGAUUUGGGAUAGUCUACAUAUCGCCGGUCUUUCACUGACGCCUAGUGAGGGUGAAAAGGAGUAG
This is a messenger RNA of Hydatigera taeniaeformis, 1218 nucleotides long. The record is from the annotation of a GenBank genome assembly. Lineage: Eukaryota; Metazoa; Platyhelminthes; Cestoda; Cyclophyllidea; Taeniidae.